This is a messenger RNA of Endocarpon pusillum Z07020, 687 nucleotides long. RefSeq names its product V-type proton ATPase subunit E. NCBI's taxonomy places the organism in Eukaryota, Fungi, Ascomycota, Eurotiomycetes, Verrucariales, Verrucariaceae. The record is from RefSeq and is a predicted model, not a curated record. The coding region runs from base 1 to 687 and encodes 228 amino acids. The transcript has 3 exons. Gene Ontology annotation, biological process: proton transmembrane transport. Gene Ontology annotation, molecular function: proton-transporting ATPase activity, rotational mechanism. Gene Ontology annotation, cellular component: proton-transporting two-sector ATPase complex, catalytic domain.
AUGUCGAGUCAGGCGCUUUCAGAUGAUCAGGUAGCCACCGAGCUCAAGAAGAUGACCGCCUUCAUCAAGCAGGAAGCACUAGAAAAGGCCCGUGAGAUCCAAAUCAAAGCCGAUGAAGAAUUCGCUAUCGAGAAAUCCAAGCUCGUCCGCUCCGAAACCUCCUCCAUCGACGGUCAAUACGAGAAGAAGUUCAAACAGGCAUCCAUGUCCCAGCAGAUCACGCGAUCCACCAUGGCUAACAAGACGAGAUUGAGGGUCUUGAGUGCCAGACAGUCGGUGCUGGAUGAUUUGUUUGAGCAGACAAGGGGAAAAGUUGGGGACGUCAGCAAGCGAGGAGACUACGUAGAGAUCAUGAAGGGCCUGUUGCUGGAGGGGUUGUAUGCCCUGAAUGAACCAAAGGUGCAGAUUAGGGUGAGGAAGGCAGAUAUCGAUAUCGUUCAACAAGCCUUUGAAGGGGCGAAGAAGGAGUGCAAGGAGAAUCUGGGCAAAGAGGUGGAGGUGGAGAUUAUUGGAAAGGAUCCCCUUCCUGAAGACUCAGCCGGUGGAAUGUACAUCAUCGGAGGACAAGGCAAGAUCGAGAUCAACAACACCUUGGAGGAAAGAUUAAGGAUCUGUGAGACAGACUCCCUCCCCAGCGUGCGAGUUACUCUAUUUGGCAAAAAUGAAAACAGGAAGUUCACGGAUUAG